AUGGCAAAAGUCAUCGGGCUUAAAAAGUCUUUAUGGCAACAAGUAUGCCAGGAGUACGAUGCGGAGCAGCCCAGUCCUCCAGACGCUAAGUGGACGGACAACCAGUCCGUGAGUACCAAUGUCACCCAGUACAGCGUACCGGUUGACGCUAACCCACUUAAGGACUUUGACCCACUGCGAUACCACCCUGCUUUUGCCGGUUAUUCUGUUUUGGAGAAACCCCCGGCUGCUUUAGAUAGUCUUCCUCCAGGCCUUCCUCCCACUCCUCCUCCUCAGUUACAGCAGCGCCCAGUGACACAGUACCUGGAGCAGGCUGUGUUUCCUGUUCUGUUACCUGGACUGGAGGCUCUACUGAGAGAGGCCCAGAGACACCACUGCAUGGAGAGAAAGAGAACCGCUUUCAACGCCUGUGACUUUCUCACUGAAUGGCUGUACAAUAAGAAUCCACGAAGGGAAGGCCAGGCGCCAGUGGACUUCUACAGUAUCCCUUUUGUCCAGGACUGGCUCAGUAUACAUCCCAGGCCACCCAUCCCUCUCUCUCUCUUGCUGUCAGAGGAGCAGGCGGCCGUCCUCAUCCAGUCUUUCUGGCGUGGCUAUAAGGUGCGUGCCCGUCCUGAUGUGCAGGAGUUGAGACAGUGGCAGAAGGAACUUCGGGAGGAGAGCCGUGACAUCACCAGAACUGUCCAAGAGUUCUGGGAACAGCAAGAGAAUCGUGUGGGCUCAGGGAUGGCUGAUUUGGAUGAGUCGGACCAGGCAGGGGGGUCUGGUGUUUGGGUGAGGGUGGUGUCACCCACGCCCCAGAGCACGGUGGUCCACACGCCUACGGCUCUCGCAGCCCUGGAGAGCAGUGAGACUCUAACUCCCAGCAUGCACAGCGUGGAGGCAGUGAGCCCAGGCACAGACAGUCUGUCUCUCCCUGAUCCAAACAUCAUUGCUUUCUCCCCAUCUCUACAGACUGCCCCCAGACUUUCCUCAACUAAUGCACAUGCUUAG
This is a messenger RNA of Chanos chanos (milkfish), 993 nucleotides long. RefSeq names its product IQ motif containing K (gene iqck). NCBI's taxonomy places the organism in Eukaryota, Metazoa, Chordata, Actinopteri, Gonorynchiformes, Chanidae. The record is from RefSeq and is a predicted model, not a curated record. Gene Ontology annotation, molecular function: protein binding. The coding region runs from base 1 to 993 and encodes 330 amino acids. The transcript is spliced from 9 exons.